Messenger RNA from Orussus abietinus, 1028 nucleotides. Its product is annotated as integrin beta-5. The record is from RefSeq and is a predicted model, not a curated record. Bases 99 to 923 code for a protein of 274 amino acids. NCBI's taxonomy places the organism in Eukaryota, Metazoa, Arthropoda, Insecta, Hymenoptera, Orussidae. The transcript has 2 exons.
AAAAUCCGCCGUUAGAAGCACACUUGAGCACUCCUCAAUCAGAACACUAAAGUUCCACCAGAGUCGCAAGUUCCAACACUCGCAGAAAAUCAGCAAGCAUGAAGUUCGCAGUAGUAUUUCUCUCGGCCUUUGCCGUCUUUGCCGUCGUUAGCGGAAAAGCCAUUCCCAAAGUGGGAGCAGAAGAGCAUCCGCAGGAGCAGCACGUUCACAACAAGCGGUCAGUUGGAGCAGUACCAGCUGACGACGACUGCAGACCGGAAGGUCUGUCCGGGGUCCACAAGCGAUCAGUUGGGGCAGUACCAGCUGACGACGACUGCAGAGGGGAUGGCCAGUACAGAGUCCACAAGCGAUCAGUUGGAGCAGUACCAGCUGACGACGACUGCAGACGGGAUGGCCAGUACGGAGUCCACAAGCGAUCAGUUGGAGCAGUACCAGCUGACGACGACUGCAGAGGGGAUGGCCAGUACAGAGUCCACAAACGAGCCGUAAAUGCAGCACAGCCAGCAGGCGUGGACAGCGAAGAGGCAGCCGAGCACAAACACGUCCACAACCAUCACAAGCGAGCCGCCGAAGAAGUAGCUGAGGAGGCUGAAGAGGACGCUGAAGCUGAAGAAGAAUGCGGUGAUUGUGGCUGCGGUGAUUGCGGCUGCGGUAACUGCUGCUGUAGUUGCUGCUGCGACCCCUGCUGCGGUGAUUGCUGUGGCUGUGGAUGCUGCGGUGAUUGCUGUGGCUGUGGAUGCUGCGGUGAUUGCUGCUGUGGCUGUGGGUGCUGCGGUGAUUGCGGCUGUGGCUGUGGGUGCUGCGGUGAUUGCGGCUGUGGCUGUGGCUGUGGAUGCGUCAACCAAUGCACCUCCGUGUGUCUCAAGUUGUCCGUCAACACCUGCGGUCGGGUCUGCUCCUGCUGCCCAGACUGCUGCUGCUAAUUCGGAUAAUCAAGAUGGAGACCACCCGGUCCUUGAUUUCCUCGAAAUUGAAGUGUUCCCCCUUUUUUUCCUCUUUCUUCUCAUCGGUAAAAUGUAUCUAAAAAA